Lasiosphaeria miniovina is the source of this 1035-nucleotide messenger RNA. RefSeq lists its product as uncharacterized. The transcript is spliced from 2 exons. Bases 1 to 1035 code for a protein of 344 amino acids. The record is from RefSeq and is a predicted model, not a curated record. Lineage: Eukaryota; Fungi; Ascomycota; Sordariomycetes; Sordariales; Lasiosphaeriaceae.
AUGAGGAGAGCACUACCUCGUCUGAGCGGAUCUGCCUCGUCCACCGCGGCCAGCUCGGGUGCCGUUUCCUCGAGCGUCCCUGGUGGCCCUGGUGCCGUUUCGUCCACUGCCUCGGCCAGUUCGGGUGCCGUUUCGUCCAAUGCCCCGGCCAGCUCGGGUGCUGUCUCCUCGGGCGUCCCUGGCGGCCCGGGUGGCCCGGGCGCUUCUGCCAGCUCGACCGCCGUCCCGUCAAAUGCCCCAGUGAGCUCGGGCGUCUCCUCAGGUGCUCCUGCCGGCCCCAGCGGCGCUUCAUCGACCGUACCUACAGGCACCGGCACUGGUGUCUCGUCAUCCGCGAGCUUGUCAGCCUCGGUCUCCCCUAGUGGCCCCAUCUCCUCCUCGGUGGAAUGGACGACGUCUACAAUCUACUCGACAACCACGUACACCAUCACGUCGUGUGCUGCCACUGUCACCGACUGCCCGAGCAAGAUUGGCCAGGUCACCACUGAGAUUAUCUCGGUCACAACGACUGUCUGCCCCGUGACCGCCGCAGCACCCGCCACUGCCACCGCCGCGCCGGUAACCACGGCCGUCCCUGCCGGCUGGGUCACGUCGACAAUCUACUCGACAACCACGUACACCAUCACGUCAUGUGCUGCCACUGUCACUGACUGCCCAGCCAAGAUCGGCCAGGUCACCACGGAAGUGAUUGCCGUCGGCACCACUGUGUGCCCCGCCGAGGAGGGCUCCGCUGCACCCACACCUACUGGUGCUUUCGGCGCCGCUGCCGUCCAGUCGGGCUCGGCCGAGAUCACCAACACGCUCCUCACAAGCGCCAAGCCUGUUGCCACCAACGUUCCGGCUGGCGGCGCUGCUGCUCAGAACAGCCCCAAUCCCACACCUGCUGCCUCUCCGGCAGCCGUGGGCACGGGCGGCCUCUCGGCAGUCUCGCCGAGCGCUUCAGCUACGUUCCCGGUCACCGCCGGGGCCGGCCGCAACGCCGCUGUGACUCUUGGUAUGCCGGCUCUUGUGGUCGCGCUCUUCCUUGCUCUCUAA